CCAAAAUCAGUUAUGGGCUAUAUACUCUUGUCCCUCCUCCUUCUAAUAGCUCAAUCAAGAACAACAACAGCAAAUGGUAGUGAAGAAGCUUCAACACAUAGUAGUUAUGGCAGUGACUCUCUCAAUAGCACAAGUUUUCCACCCGGUUUUACCUUUGGCACAGCCUCUGCUGCUUAUCAGUAUGAAGGUGCAGCAAAUGAAGGUAGUAGAGGUCCUAGCAUACGGAAUACCUUCACGUAUAGAUAUCCAGGUAAAAUACAGGAUGGUGGUAAUGGAGAUGUGGCUAUUGAUUCUUAUCAUCGUUACAAGGUAUACAUCCAUCUAAUAUCAAGUUGUUUACAUAAUUUGUUUUCAACUUCACAAAACCAUUAA
Messenger RNA from Camellia sinensis, 372 nucleotides. NCBI's taxonomy places the organism in Eukaryota, Viridiplantae, Streptophyta, Magnoliopsida, Ericales, Theaceae. The record is from RefSeq and is a predicted model, not a curated record.